Messenger RNA from Cervus elaphus (red deer), 2040 nucleotides. It is a transcript of the gene UBE2B, whose product is annotated as ubiquitin conjugating enzyme E2 B. The transcript has 6 exons. Lineage: Eukaryota; Metazoa; Chordata; Mammalia; Artiodactyla; Cervidae. Gene Ontology annotation, cellular component: HULC complex. Gene Ontology annotation, biological process: proteasome-mediated ubiquitin-dependent protein catabolic process; DNA repair; protein polyubiquitination. The record is from RefSeq and is a predicted model, not a curated record. Bases 394 to 852 code for a protein of 152 amino acids. Gene Ontology annotation, molecular function: ubiquitin conjugating enzyme activity.
CUCUCUCCCCACCCGGCUGAGCCUAAACUACUGAAAGAGGGGGAGACGGGUUGGUGUUUCAGUUUCGGUACUUACUAAUCACACCCUCCAGUCUGAGCAUAGAGAACAGUAAUUGGUCGAUUCGUUCAAGGAGACAAAAGGAAUAAGGUCCCUGCUGAGGGGCUCCCAUAACUACCUCUCCUACGUCCCGUUCCCUUCUCCCCCACCCCUCACUGCAUGGUACCGGCGGAGGGCGGAGGGAUCUGGAGGCGGCGGAGGGAGACGUCAUUGCAGGGUUGUUUGUGCAACCUCGGCGGCGGCGGUGACCCACAGUGAUUCGGCCGCCGCGCCGGGGGGUGGGGGGGCUGCGCGGGACUCUUUUCUUUCAGACUGACCGCGGGGCUGCUGGGGAGCAUGUCGACCCCGGCCCGGAGGAGGCUUAUGCGGGAUUUCAAGCGAUUGCAAGAGGACCCACCUGUGGGUGUCAGUGGCGCACCAUCUGAAAACAACAUCAUGCAGUGGAAUGCAGUUAUAUUUGGACCAGAAGGGACACCCUUUGAAGAUGGUACUUUUAAACUAGUGAUAGAAUUUUCUGAAGAAUAUCCAAAUAAACCGCCAACUGUUAGGUUUUUAUCCAAAAUGUUUCAUCCAAAUGUGUAUGCUGAUGGUAGCAUAUGUUUAGAUAUCCUUCAGAAUAGAUGGAGUCCAACAUACGAUGUAUCUUCUAUCUUAACAUCAAUUCAGUCUCUGCUGGAUGAACCGAAUCCAAAUAGUCCAGCCAAUAGUCAGGCAGCACAGCUUUAUCAGGAAAACAAACGAGAAUAUGAGAAAAGAGUUUCGGCCAUUGUUGAACAAAGCUGGAAUGAUUCAUAAUAGACAACUGGUCUGUUAAUCUUUUUCAUCAUUGUUGUGUAUAAUUUACCUCUCAGUAGAAAGGCUAACAAAUUUUAAGUGCCACAGGUUUUAAGGAUUCUGCAGAAAAAAAGUCCUUCAGUUUAGAACCUACAAAAGCUUGUGUAUCUUGAUUAAUGUACUUUUUAUUGCAUGGUGUGAACUAAGUUAUUGCUUACAUAAAUUUGUAAUAUAUCCUGUUUGUAUUUUUUUCCAAGUGUAUAAUGUUGGUGUGGAGUUUUCAUGACAGAAUAUACACAUUUUGUAAAUCUGUACUUUUUUCAAAUAUUGAAUGCCUUAUUUUUGAAUUCUUUAGAUUUUUAAAUUGGAGAAAAGCACUUAAAGUUUUUUAUAUAUGAAUAUUACAUGUAAAGCUGUUAAAAUACAUACUUCAGUGCAAGAGACUUUGUCACUUAUUUCCUUAUCUAAGUAGGAGGGGUUAAUAAGUCUCUAGCUCUCUAUCAAUUGAUUGUUUCAUUUCCAAUUUCAAAAGAACAGAUUUAUAUUUUAUCAAGAAAUUCAGAUUUGAUUCUAAAUACCAAUUAUAAUCUCAAACUUUAUUUUGAAUGUACCUGUAUUAGUUUUAGUUGAACAAUUAUAACUGGUUUGAUUCUGUCCAACUCUGUAUUUAGGCCACUUAUUACUGUUUCUUCAUGCACUACUUACUGCUAAAGUGUACCCUUUGAUUUCACAAUUCGCACCUCCACCAUGGGGUAUUGGCACCUCUACCUUGAGCAGAGAGCUUAUGAAACUUACUUUGCUGCUUGAUAACACUGUAAAAGAUUUUUGAUAAUGAAGAAAGUAAAAUGAUCAACAUUUAACAAAAAUCCAUGCCCUACAAUUAACAAUAUAAGAAUUUGUUGCAUUGGUUUGAACAAGGCAGAUAUUUGGAAGGAAUCUUAGUGUAAUUUAAAUAUUUGAAAACUGCCUUUUAAUGCAAUUGCCUAUCUGUUUAUUCUGGAAAAAUGUUUUAAUACCAGGGCCUGUUGAGUUGCUUUCUCUUGUGGAGAUUUUUUUUUUAAAUCUCCUAAGUUGUAUAAAAGCUGUACUGCAUCUUAGUUUACUGGAUAAACUUAAAACACAGUAUUUGUAGAAAGCUUAUUCCAAGCUAUCCUAUGCCUUCAAAUAGUAUAGAAAAUGGAAAAUAUACAAGUAAAUUCUGUUGAACCA